UCAGCUUCUAAUAUUCUUCGGCAAGAUAUUCCUGUUGAAUGCUAUGGUUAUGAAGGUUUAGAGGGACCUGUGGGGUCCACAGGGUUACCCUGGAUGUAAUGAGACAAAGAGACAAAAGGUAACCCUGGAGUUGAUGGACUGCCAGGAAAUCGGGGGCCUCAGGGUGUAUCAGGUUUACCCGGACCCAAGGGAAAUCCUGGAGAUGGAUUUUAUGGAUUUGGUUCAAAAGGUGAUCCGGGUAAUCCAGGAUGAAGGGUUCCUAGUGGUGAUCCUGGCAUUCCAGGUCGACCUGGACUCCCUGAGCCUUUUGGCCCUCCAGGUCCUAGGGGGCCGACUGGAAUUCCAGGAGGUAACCGGGCCAAAGGGAAGCAUGGGAGACCAGGUUAGAAAUCCCCCCAAAGGUGAAAAGGAAGAGGUAGGAUUACCUGGUCUCAAAGGUCCUAAAGGCUCCAUCGCAACUUUACCAGGAAACAAACCAAACGAGAUUCUGAUGGAAGAAAAGGGGUAGAGCCAGGUGAGGGAGGAAGACCUGGAAGACCCAGAUUUAAUGGAAUGAGUGGUGAUCCGGUUAGUGGGAAAUUCCCUACUGUUACUCUCUCUGUCAUAACAAUCCAACUUAACUUGAAAAGAGCAAGAGCCACUUAGGGCCUUUUUUGGCCCUGAGAAUUUUUGAAAAAUCGAAACUGCUCAGUUUUGGUUGAAAAUGCAGAAUUUAUAACUUGGACCCUUGGUGACCGUGUAUCUAUUGAACAUGACGUAAUUUUCUCUCUAGUCAAUGCAUUAUGACGUCAUAAAAUGCAUCAUUUUUCCCAUAUCCUGUAAAUUCCCUUAAAAAUGGCCAAAAGUUGAGGUAUUUUUUCAAUAUUUCAUAUAGAGCACAACCUCUGAUCCAAAAUAUGCAAUUACAUAAUGAAAGAUCUGUUUCUGAAGAUCAAAACAUGUUUUAAUUUUUGGACCGUGCAGGGCUGUGCUCAUAUUUUAUUUCUUUGCUGAGGAUAGUCAAAUACACAUGUUUUCUGCAAAAUUCAAGAACAUUGCAUUUUCUCAAAGCCUGUUUUCCAAUACCUGGAUUCUCAAAAAGAAAUUUUGUUAUAGGAAAUGAAAGCACUAAGUCUCUACUUUAUUUUGAUAUAUGAAAUGGGACAGAGGGUGAUAGUCAAUUAAUUGAUAUAAGGGCAUGGCCAUUUUAUGCAAAAAGUGAACCUAGCUCUUUGUCUUUUAUUAUUCCUUUAUCUGAAGGCCAUAGACAUGGACAAUCUGUAAUAAGUUGUAGUAGAAAAAUUUAAUUUCAUAUUAUAUAACAAUUUUUUGAAAAACAUGUACCGGUAACUGAAAAAAACAUA
Messenger RNA from Saccostrea echinata, 1343 nucleotides. RefSeq lists its product as uncharacterized. The coding region runs from base 134 to 508 and encodes 124 amino acids. The record is from RefSeq and is a predicted model, not a curated record. Lineage: Eukaryota; Metazoa; Mollusca; Bivalvia; Ostreida; Ostreidae. The transcript has 7 exons.